GCCAAUUGCCAGAAACCUUAUCCACAAAAUCAAUGGAUCACCAAUUCUCCUUGUGCCUUUGCCAGUACCAUGCCUCCAAUCACUCCCACAAUCCUAUUCUUCUUGCAAAAUACAGUAAAACUUACUGUUCCUUGAAGAUCAACAAUUCAGAGAAUGGCAGCAUCAUCCUCUUACAUGGCAUCCACAAAAUUCUCCAUGUUAGGCUGGCUCGGGCAAAGCAAAAAAUUCGGCCAAAGCAGCAGCAGCAGCAGCAGCCCGUUCACCAUUUCGGCUCAGCAGCAAGCGCAAGUCCAAGAGCAGGAAGACCCUCGAGAAGCAGCAGCCUCCUCCCCGGGACAGGAGAAGGCCACGCGGCCGGAAGCGACGAGGCUGAGGCCGGUCGAGCCGCAAGUGAACGUCAAGAGCAAGAACAUGAGCCGCGAGUACGGGGGCCAGUGGCUGAGCAGCACGACGCGGCACGUGCGGAUCUACGCCGCGUACAUCGACCCGGUCACCUGCGAGUUCGACCAGAGCCAGAUGGACAAGCUCACCCUCAUCCUGGACCCGACCAAUGAGUUCGUGUGGACCCCGGAGACGUGCAACAUGGUCUACUCCUACUUCCAGGAGCUCGUUGAUCACUACGAGGGCGCGCCGCUGACGGAGUACACGCUUCGGCUGAUCGGGUCGGACAUAGAGCACUACAUAAGGAAGCUGCUGUACGACGGGGAGAUCAAGUACAACAUGAACGCCAGAGUGCUCAAUUUCAGCAUGGGAAAGCCCAGGAUUCUGUUCAACAAUAACAACCUUGACGGCCAAAUUCCUGAUGCACAAUGAGAACCAGAAACAAACACGCACACACACUUGUACCGAAGUUGCCUUUCCUCAAAUCUCCAACGAAACUUAGAUACUUUGUAAGAAAUUAGACGUUUCAUCCGAGCAAACGAUGAGGUUUGUAUCUGGAGUUUUCCCUCUUUCUCGGCUAUUAAAAAGCUACUGUGAAUCGAUCUCUAAAUUACAUAUUGUCGGGAUUUCAAAUCGAAUCCAUGAAUUACCAUCACUUUGGAUCAACGAGCCCUUGAACUCUUUUUGAAGAAAAUCCAAUAUCGUCCGUCC
This is a messenger RNA of Rhodamnia argentea, 1092 nucleotides long. RefSeq names its product NAD(P)H-quinone oxidoreductase subunit M, chloroplastic. The coding region runs from base 154 to 813 and encodes 219 amino acids. The transcript is spliced from 3 exons. The record is from RefSeq and is a predicted model, not a curated record. NCBI's taxonomy places the organism in Eukaryota, Viridiplantae, Streptophyta, Magnoliopsida, Myrtales, Myrtaceae. Gene Ontology annotation, molecular function: oxidoreductase activity, acting on NAD(P)H, quinone or similar compound as acceptor.